AUGGAACAAUUGAAUGUGGGUGGUCCCCUCUCGAGGUGGUGGUCCCAUACCACGACCACUUACUCGCCCACAACAAUCGAGUUCUUUGGCAGCGCUGCCGUCCUCUUCAUCGGGUUCUGGGUGCCGUCUCUUAUAUUCACCUGGAUGGACACUCUCGGCCCGAAGCACAUCCCCUGGCGCAAGAUCCAGGCCCCGGCUAGACAGCCCCAGUACGCAGCCGUGAAAAAGGGACUUGUCAAUUCCCUGCAAAAUCAGCUCCUUACGAGUGUGCUGCAUCUGGCAUACCUAGGCAUGCUGCACUUUUUCACUUCGGGUGCAAAGACUACGAUAUACAAUGUCGAUUCCGCCCUCCCAUCCCCUACCCGCAUGGCCCGGGACAUUGUCAUCAGCAUCGUGCUGCAAGACAUAAUCUUCUACCACUCCCACCGCGGCCUGCACCACCCCAAGAUUUACCGGCACAUCCAUAAGAAGCAUCAUGAGUUUACAACCCCGAUCGCCUUGGCUGCCCUCUACGCCCACCCUGUCGAGUACUUCCUCUCCAAUAUCCUCCCCGUCGCCCUUCCGCCUGCGUUGCUGGGAGCGCACGUUGUGACCUUUUGGUUUAUGUUAACGUGGGCUUUGUUGCUUGCUAUUAUUGCCCAUUGCGGAUAUGAGCUCCCGCCUAUUUAUGGCUGGAAUAUGGAGGUCCAUGACAUGCAUCACGAGCUAUUUGUGGGCAAUUUCGGUACCAUUGGGUUUUGCGACGUGCUUUAUGGGACGAGAUUGACGGAUUCUAAGGCUACAAGGGUUGCGAGAGACAGGUUGAAGGAAGAUACAACGGAGGACACCAUCACCGCAAAGAACAUAAGUAGCAGCGCAUUCAACCCGCUUCAGAGAAACGGUCUUGGAUUAGAGCAAGGAGACUGGCAGGGAUUUUUCAGCCAUCACACGAGGCAUCACUGA
Molecule: messenger RNA, 942 nt
Organism: Aspergillus nidulans FGSC A4
Lineage: Eukaryota; Fungi; Ascomycota; Eurotiomycetes; Eurotiales; Aspergillaceae
Product: sterol desaturase family protein
Exons: 2
Coding region: 1-942 (313 amino acids)
Biological process (GO): lipid biosynthetic process
Cellular component (GO): membrane
Molecular function (GO): iron ion binding
Source: RefSeq, a predicted model, not a curated record